UUUGAAGAAAAUUAUCCCCCCCAAUUUAAAAAACAAAAGAAAGAAAUUAAACCCAGAAGAGGGAAAUGAAGAGGAAGAGCGACCAGAAGAAGCUCCAAAGCUUCGUUCUGUAUUUCCUCCUCUUCGUCGGCGGCCUCGCCUUCGGCGUCACCGCCUGCCUCUACCUCCGCGACAUCUCCUUCUACCUCCGCCUCUACCAAUUCUCCACUCAAAACCCUCCGGCCGCCGCCCAAAACGUCUCCGUCUCCGUCUCCUCCUCCGUCAUCACACCUUCCUCUUCCUCCACGCCGCAUUUGGCGAUUGAUUCGCGGGAGGAAACCAAAACGACGCCGUCUUCACCCGUGUCCCCUCCGUCGCCGGUGGAGGCGGAGGAAGGCGGCGCCGGCGAUUCGAGGCGGCGGCGGAGUGAAAAAGGGCGGAAUUGCACGGUGUGCCACGACAUGGACGACGAGGAGCUGCUGCGGAGGGCUUCGAUGGUUCCGAGGAUUAAUGUAUCGCCGCCGCGGCCGGCGGCGAAGGUGGCGUUCAUGUUCCUGACGAGAGGGCCGCUGCCGCUGGCGCCGCUGUGGGAGCUCUUCUUCAAAGGGCACGAGGGAUUCUACUCCGUCUACGUCCACAACCUUCCUAAUUACAAUCACACCGAUCCCCUCGACUCCGUCUUCCACGGCCGGAGGAUCCCGAGUAAGCAGGACGUCGGCUGGGGCCUGCCGUCGAUGAUCGAAGCCGAGCGCCGGCUAGUCGCCAACGCGCUCCUCGACUCCGCCAACCACCGCUUCGUCCUCUUAUCGGAAUCCUGCAUCCCGCUCUUCAACUUCACCACCGUCUACAACUACCUCCUCGACUCAGCCCACACCUUCGUGGAGCUCUACGACCUCCCGGGCCCAGUGGGCCGGGGCCGCUACAGCCCACGGAUGAGGCCCAAGAUCUGGCCGGCCCAGUGGCGGAAGGGCGCCCAGUGGUUCGAGAUGGACCGGAAGCUGGCCGUCGAGAUGGUUUCGGACCGGGCCUACUUCCCGGCCUUCCAGCGCCACUGCACGGGCCUCUGCUACGGCGACGAGCACUACCUCCCCACCUUCGUCCACGUCACGGGGUUCGGCCGCCGGAACUCCAACCGCACGCUGACGUGGACCGACUGGUCGAGGGGCGGGCCCCACCCGAGCAGCUUCUCGGGCAAGGACGUCACGCUGCGGUUGUUGGAAGGGAUGAGGAACGGCACGCGGUGUGUUUACAACGGGAGGGAGACGUCGCAUUGUUAUAUGUUUGCCAGGAAGUUUGAGUCGAAUGCGCUGGGGAGCUUGUUGAGAGCCGCGCCACGUGUCAUGCAGUUUUAGGACCACGUGUCGAAUCGUAGGCGAUUUGUUUGAUUGUAAAUUAGAAUGCAGCUUGAUGGGUUAAUUGUAGGUCGAAUUUGAUCAUGAUGUGUUUGACUAGUGAGUUGUGACCACAAUGUUUUUAGGUGACAAUGAUGGUAGUGAAGAUGUGAACAUGGUGAUUUGUUGCAAAAUUAACAAAAUUGAUAUUACU
Molecule: messenger RNA, 1524 nt
Organism: Linum tenue
Lineage: Eukaryota; Viridiplantae; Streptophyta; Magnoliopsida; Malpighiales; Linaceae
Source: the annotation of a GenBank genome assembly